Messenger RNA from Jaculus jaculus (lesser Egyptian jerboa), 3963 nucleotides. It is a transcript of the gene Stx16, whose product is annotated as syntaxin 16. Lineage: Eukaryota; Metazoa; Chordata; Mammalia; Rodentia; Dipodidae. The record is from RefSeq and is a predicted model, not a curated record. Bases 384 to 1364 code for a protein of 326 amino acids. Gene Ontology annotation, molecular function: SNAP receptor activity; SNARE binding. Gene Ontology annotation, biological process: intracellular protein transport; vesicle fusion; vesicle-mediated transport. Gene Ontology annotation, cellular component: membrane; SNARE complex; endomembrane system. The transcript is spliced from 9 exons.
UAGGGGGCUUCAGGGUCUUUGACUCACGAGUGUGAUUGGCGAGUUAGACGCUUGUAGAUCCAAGGUUGGAUUGGGGAGGGGUCUCUGGGACGUGGGCUUCUCGGCAAGGAUUGGGGGGAUUCAAGUGCUUAGAGAUCUAGAGUCAGGUGUUGGGUAGGGGGAGUCAGACAAUUGGAAAGCCUAGGUAGUUAUUUGGGGAGGGGUCUUUGCGCUUUGGCGAAGCGCAAAGCUGCGCCUUUCUGGCUCGAGGCCUGGGGCCUCGUCGAGAGAGGCCUCUGUGCAAGGGUGGGCCGGCUAGGCCAGGCCACGAGAAAGAAAAGUGAAUACAUCAGGAAUAUAAGGGGGGAGGGGGACCCUGAGAGGGGGGUCACAAAGGGUGAGACAUGGCCACCAGGCGUUUAACCGACGCUUUCUUGUUGUUGCGGAAUAAUUCCAUCCAAAACCGGCAGCUGUUAGCCGAGCAAGUGAGUAGUCACACCACCUCCAGCCCUCUGCAUUCACGUAGCAUUGCUGCGGAGCUGGAGGAGCUCGCUGAUGACCGCAUGGCACUGGUGUCGGGCAUCAGCUUGGACCCGGAAGCAGCCAUCGGUGUGACAAAACGCUCACCUCCGAAAUGGGUAGAUGGAGUAGAUGAGAUACAAUAUGACGUUGGUCGAAUUAAACAGAAGAUGAAAGAAUUGGCCAGCCUUCAUGACAAGCAUCUGAACAGACCCACCCUAGACGACAGCAGUGAGGAGGAGCAUGCCAUUGAGAUAACUACCCAGGAGAUCACACAGCUCUUCCACAGGUGCCAGCGCGCUGUACAGGCCCUGCCCAGCCGGGCCCGCAGGGCCUGCUCUGAGCAGGAGGAGCGGCUGCUGCGCAAUGUGGUAGCCUCCCUGGCGCAGGCCCUGCAGGAGCUGUCCACCAGCUUCCGGCACGCACAGUCCAGCUACCUGAAACGCAUGAAGAACCGAGAGGAAAGGUCCCAGCACUUUUUUGACACAUCAGCACCACUCAUGGAUGAUGGAGAUGACGCUACUCUGUACGAUCGGGGUUUCACGAAUGAUCAGCUGGUCCUGGUGGAACAGAACACUCUGAUGGUGGAGGAGAGGGAGCGAGAGAUCCGCCAAAUUGUGCAGUCCAUUUCUGACCUCAAUGAGAUUUUCAGGGACUUGGGAGCCAUGAUUGUAGAGCAGGGCACGGUCCUCGAUAGAAUCGACUAUAAUGUUGAACAAUCCUGUGUCAAGACUGAAGAUGGCCUUAAACAGCUUCACAAGGCUGAGCAGCACCACAAGAAGAACCGGAAGAUGCUCGUCAUCUUGACACUGUUCGUCCUGAUCGUCAUCCUCGUCGUCGUCCUCGUUGCUGUGAAGUCUCGCUAGUGGCCGGGGUCUCGCGCUCGCUGUCCUGCAGAUGCCCUGGGGUGCAGGGCUUGCCACCACAGCACAUCUUCAUCUGGGUGCCUCCAGGCUGCUGCCCUGUGGCGCAGGCUGGGCCUGUGUACUUCCAUCAUUGCCAGAGUUGAAAGGCCUUGACUCUGGCAGGAUGGAGAUGGGCUCUGUGACCAGCUGUAAUACAGUAUAGACAUAUAAACAUAUAUUUUUAGAAUGUAAAGACGUUGAACGUUGACAGGCGCUGCUGAGCUGCUCAGUGUGCGUGUGUGCGUGUGUGUGUGUGUGUGUGUGUGUGUGUGCGCGCGCGUGUAUGCUGUUGUAUUUUUAGCAAUCAUUUCUGAGCAGCAUGUUAAAAUAAUUUUUGGAUUUUAAACCAUCUGGUUUUUAAAAAUCUUGGUACCAAAAACUAAAGAGUAGAGGUAUAAAUGCCUCUUCGUCUUUGUCUAUGUUUUCCAGUUGAAGACAAACCUAGAAGUCCUUCAAGCAUUGCAGACCCAUUGCCCAUUACCUUAAUUCAGUGUGUCCAUCACUGUCAACAGUCAGGGUAAUGGUGGGAGCAGUAAGACCCAUCGUCGCUGUUAAUUCACACACUUGGAUGGGUUGAUUAAAACAGCUUCCUAAGUUAGUCUUAAAGAAGAGAAGUCCUCACCCAGGCGUGCACCGUGGCUCUACUGUGGACCGCAUGGUGACUAAGCAAGCACCUGCACUGGACAGUUGGUGAUGGAACCAGCCUCACAGUGAAAGAAGGCUUGACGGUGUUAUGAAUGUCACAGGUGCAGCCAGUGGGUCCCGCUGGCCGUCCCCAGCCACCCUCACUCCGUUACUCACGUCCUAACCAUAGAGCGGCCUGUCUAAACCAGACAGCGUUUAAUGAGCUGUGAAUUUACACAGAGGCCAUUUUAAAUGGUCACCUCAUUUAGGGUUGGUGGGUCUCCAAUUAUUAACCAAACAUGACUCCACAAAGUCAAAUAUUCCACCAGGAUUUGAUUUAUUGGUGCCUCAUUCACCACUUAGCCAUGCCUGGAAAGUAGGCAGAUUCCCUGAGGCUUGUGAGAGUCUUGACCAAGAAGUAUCAUGAGUGUGUGUGUGUGUAUGUGUGUGUGUGUGUGAUCACCUUCACCUGUCUUAUUGACUGCACCUGAACUGGGGUGAUGUGCAUGGAUGGGGACCCAACCCUGUAGGCAGGCAUUUAUGUCUCAUCUGCCCAUGUCUUAAUUGACACCAGUAUAAUUUUGCGUGGUCUUCGUAUAAUUUCCCAUGGCUUUUUUAGCAUUUCUGCUUCUCUAGAAAUGUUUAAGGAAAUCACAGUCCUGUUCAGUGUGUGACAUUUUGGUAUAAAUGCCUCUGAAGAGCUGACUGGGAAGUGAGUUUCUAGAAACUUAUACUCAGAGCCAGUGAUGAAAGUCACUCAGACAAACCAUGGGCUUGACAUCCCAGCCUGUCCCUUCCCAUGUCAUUUUCAUUCUGGACAGUCUCUAGGCUCUCACUAGCAUGGGACAGUAGAAGGGUGAGGAUCCAAACCAACAGUGUGCCUGGUGGACAUUGGCAUGAAGGGUUUGGAAGGAAUUGGUGCCUCUCCCUCACCUCUGAAGUGGGGCUCUCCAGCCCUCCAUAAUCCCAGCUGGGUUUAGAGCAGCUGCUCCUCGGUGGACCUGUAUCAGAGCCAUCCUCCGAGGCUGUGUUGAGUAAUGGUUUAGGCCUUGAAGAAAAGUGACCCUUUAAGAAAGGGUCACUAGUUGUUUAUAUUUAUUUCCCACGAUAGGGUUUUGGGGUUGGUUUCCCCCCAACCCAUCUAGGUGGCCUAAGGAAUCUAACCAGAAGUUAUUAUAAGGACCUGUGGGGAGGGGGAGUGUCCCCCUGUGCCUGAAGACUGCAGUGCUGGCCAGUCCCCAGCUCCAGCCCCUCACUGCUGUCCAGAGGCAGAGCUGAUGGGCUGGCCCCAGAGCUGGUGCCCUAAAUGAUUGGGGCUCUUGACCACUGUGUUUUUCCACUGGGUCUGCCUCUGGGGAAGAUGCAGAGCAUUUGAGGAUGCGAGAGAGAGAGAGCACUUCUGUCGUGGUACCUCAGGGUAGCUCCUUCCAUCCGGAAGAGAAGGACCUCCCGCCUGCUGACAGCUGUCUGUGUGCUCAUCUUGCCCUUUGGUCUCUCUGCCGGAACCACCUCCUUCCACUGUCCUGGGUGGUGAGACCCAAAUGUUUACCGUCCAUCCUCCAGAGCUCCAGAUCAUUCCCGAGGCUGUAGCUGAAGUCGUCUGUCCUAUUCGCACUGGGGGCGGGUGCUGGCUGGCCAUGCUGUUGAAGCAGCGUGUCUCUAAUUUAACUGAUGUUCCGCUUUCUCUGCUAAUUGAGAGAGCAUUAUUUAUUUGUUUGACACGAGUGCGUGCAGUGUUUUAUCCCAGCUAAUGGCUUCUUAAAGGUAAUAAAACCCUUCAACCUAAUUGGUCAGAUAAGACUUUUUUUCUUGUAUGCUUAAAUAAAGCAAUUAGUGAAGAGCUUCUAUCCAAAAUGACUUUUUUUGUCCUGUUUUGAAAACUAAUUUACUGUUACUGGAAAACUUUUUGUAAAAUAAAGUAAUCGUGCAGAUUAAA